CCUAUUUUCUGUUUUCUUUAGGUGCCAGUGGAGAAUAGAGAGAUGAAGACUUUAUCCCCCCUCUUCCUCCUCCUCCUCCCCCUCUUCCUCACCUCAGGAGUCUGUGACGACGUCAAAUACAUCUCCAAGAGGAACUCAGUGGACGGAUGCCUAGACUGGUCAGUGGACCUGAAGGAGUACCAUGUUCUGGCCGGUGAACCCGUCCGGGUGAAAUGUGCCUUGUUCUACAGCUACAUCCGAACCAACUACACCAUGGCCACCAACGCCAAGCUGCGCCUCAUCUGGUACAAGAAUAAAGGAGAUGCAGAGGAGCCGAUUAUCUUCUCGGGUCAUCGGCUGAGUAAAGAAGACGACUCUAUCUGGUUCCGAUCUGCUGAAAUGGAAGAUAAUGGAUUCUACACCUGUGUGCUGAGGAACUCAACAUACUGCAUGAAAGUGUCCAUGUCGAUGACAGUGGAGGAGAGUGAUGAGGGAAAGUGCUUCAGCAGCAACAUCCGCCACCUGGAGAAAGCUGAGAUAACCCAUAGCAAGAUGAUCACCUGUCCUGAUAUAGAAGACUAUUUGGCUCCGUACAAGCAGCCACAGAUGACGUGGUAUAAGGAGUGUGAGCGGGUAGAGUGGAGAAGCUCCAUAACAAUUAACACUACACACAUCUGGAUUCCUGAGGUGGAAGAGGGUGAUGGGGGAAACUACACCUGUGAGUUGCAGUAUGGAUCUAGAUUGGUGCGGCGGACAACAGAACUUAAAGUAACAGCUCUUCAGACCACUCAGCCCCCUAAGGUGCUCUUUCCUCUGGGGAGACAAGACACCGUGAUAGAAAUCACCCCUGGUAUGCCUCUCAGUCUGGACUGCAAGGCCUUUUUUGGCUACAGUGGAGAAAACAGAAGGCCGAUCAUCUACUGGAUGAAAGGAGAAAAGUUUGUUGAAGAACUAGCGGGACAUAUAAAAGAAAGUGAAGUCAGGAUUUUGAGGGAGCAUUUAGGGGAGAAGGAGGUGCAGCUAUCCUUAACGUUUGAUGCUGUUGAGGAGACGGACCUGGCAAACUACACCUGCUAUGUGGAGAACCACAUAGGGAAGCGCAGCGGGAGUGCUAUCCUGCAGAAAAAAGACAUGUAUCGUCUCGAGCUGGCCGGUGGUCUGGGGGUCAUCUUGUUGCUUCUGGGAGUCCUGACUGCACUGUACAAGUGUUACAACAUGGAGAUCAUGCUCUGCUACAGGAGGCACUUUGGAAGUGAUGAAGCUGAAGACGAUAAUAAGGAGUACGAUGCCUAUCUGUCCUACACUAAAGUGGACCUGGACUCUUUGGGCAGGACGAGCAGCGACGAGGAAACAUUUGCUUUGGAGAUUCUGCCAGACGUUUUGGAAAAGCAUUACGGAUACAAGCUGUUUCUACCAGACAGAGAUCUUAUACCCAGCAGUACCUACAUUGAGGACUUGGCUCGCAGCGUGGAGCAGAGCAGACGUUUGAUCAUCAUUUUGACUCCAGAGUUCGUUGCCAAAAGAGGGUGGAGCAUCUUCCAGAUAGAGACACGCCUCCACUCUAUGCUCGUCACUGGGGAGAUCAAGGUGAUCAUGAUCGAGUGUGCAGACUUAAAGAAUGUCAUGAACUAUCAAGAAGUGGAAGCGCUUAAACACACAAUCAAGGUUUUAUCCAUCAUCAAGUGGAGGGGGGCUAAGAGCAAUGAGCUGUCAUCAAACUUUUGGAAACAUGUCGUCUAUGAGAUGCCUGCCAAACGCAGAGAGACGUUGUCAAGGCGCCAGGUGAUGGACUCUGGUGAACAGGGCCUCUUUGGUGACCUGCAGACUACCGUGUCCACCAUCGCAAUGACAACCACCUCUGCCUCCUUGGCGCCCCAGAAUGAUAGUCGGCAUGGACAUCAUCAGGUUGCCUUGGCGACAGAGAUUCCUGACUACAACCAGAUGACAUUGCCACUAGGGGGCGGUCACUCAGCCCAAAUGCGACAUUUCUGCCGGAGCUACGAGUUCCAGCUUCCCACACAGCCUCCCUCCAUGUCGCCUCCUCUCCCUCUUCCCUCGGCCGUGCAGUUUUCCACAUUGGGCCCCGGUGGUCGUCACGUCUAUUGCAACAUCCCUAUGACACUACUGAAUGGACAGGGGUUCAGAGCAGUUCACUGGGGAACAAGAGGUGACUCAGAGCAGUACACUUGGGAAGAAGCCAGAAAUCCAUCUGAACAGCACCUUCGGACCUCUCACCAGCAGAGAACUAAGCUCUGACAUUUGGUAGAAGGAAAGUUCCCUGGAUGAUCAGACUGGUUUACAGGCUCCUCUUAAACUGGCUUUGGACAUGUGGUAGACUGGCUUACCGACAGGUUUUCAUUGGAUUUUUGGACAGUGUACAGCCUUGUUUUUCGGGAGAGACUGCGGACUGCCUGCACAAUAGUUUUUGAGACCCAUCCUAAGUUGUCAAAAAAGGACUGCUUAAAGACUUCAAACAACUUGGAUUCACAGUGGUUGAUUAUACUGGCUGAAGACUGACUGCUAGUAUUGGACCUGCCAGGGGUUAGGAGCGUAUGAUGUGUAAGAUGUGUAGCCAGCACCCUUGAAGAAGAGCGGUACUAUACAACAUGAGAGUUCAGAAGCAAUGGACUAGUGGAGAAAGCCUGUAAACAGGUAUGGACAUGUGGAUAUUUUGAACUUGAUAGUCAAUAAAGGUCCACAAAACCUCUGUGGUGAGUACAUGUCCACAGACAGUGGUACUUCACUUGUCAACAAAGUAUCAAGGUUGAAACUGGAGCACGCACACCAGCCGCGUACCCCAAAAACAAGAUGAUUUUCUAGCUGGUAAGCUAUUAGGACAUAUAAGUCCACUGAAAAACAGUGCAGUAGGGUGUUUAAGGAAAGCCAGUAUAUCUUCAUACUUGCUGUGAGGAAAUCAACCUACCUGUUGACUCGGUGGAUUGUCAGUAGACUUCAAGCAAUGAUUUUGGAAUACCAGUCCACCUUAAAUCAACUUGUCAACCUCUUUGAUUACAACGUUUGGCUAUACCUAGCUAGCUACCUGGUGUGGUCCUCAUAGCUUAAACGGUUGACUAAAAAGAAAUGAACUUGCUCAAGACAGCAAUUGCUUAACUUAAUUACUGAGAAUGCAAAGAAAGCUGGUGUAAUGGAAACAUGUCUCGUUGUUCAUACGAGUCGACUAUAAGGCAACUUGCUUCUUCAAGUGGAGGGAUUCCAAAAAGCUCCGUGUGACCACCAACCAGAGUGCUCAGACUUUGAAAUCUAGUGAUUAGUUAAUUCAUCAUUGGGUCAACUGGCCAAGAGGUGACCUGCCAAUUUUUACCAUCAAGCUAAAAGCAUAAAGGACUUGACUCUUUCUAUUUGCAUGACCACCCAUUUAGAUUAAAAAGAGUAUUAAAUAAAUAUAGAUAAAAGAGUUAAUGACACAACAUUUCUCGCAACCUCUUUUAGUAUGGAGGAGAAUAAAUGUCUUAUGUUGAUACAGUAUUUUUUUUUCUUCUGUCCGGCCAUAAAGUAAUGAAUAAAGCUGAAAAGGUGAAAAGGGGGUGACCCUCCAAAAUACUUUAAAAAUAUUUAUUAUAUUUGUUUCAGCCUUUUUGAUGGUUGGUGAGCAUUUUGCCAGGCUUUGUUUUAAAUGUUUGUUUGUUUGUUACAAUAAUCUCUGUACAGCUUCCAUAAAUUCUGCAUAGACCUAUACAUAACAGUGAUUUGUUACCUACGGUUUUUGUUAACACCAUUAUUAUGUGUGUGGGACCCAGAGCCACUAUUGCUUCAUUUAGUUCCUCUUUUAUGAGUGGGUGGUGAGAUGGAUGGAUGGAUGGAUGGAUUGAUGAGUGGAUGGAUGGAUGGUCAUGGCAGUAGACCCCUGCAAGUGGCUAAUGUUUUGAACAAGUCACUCUGGAUUCAAAACCACUAUUAGUCACCAAAAGGGGGCUUCACUACUAACAUUGUUGGACUCCAAGCUGAACCAGACCAUUCUUAUUUUUGAGCUUUAAGAUACCAAGUCAAUUACAAUACUAUUUAAGAAAACCUAUAAUGUUUUUAAUUUACACUAAAAACUGUCAUUGUUUUAUAAGAACCAAUGAAUCCUGGGUACUGCAGAUUGUUUGAUACAAUAAUUAAUUAUCUGAGUUGUUAUAUUCGAUGGCAAUAUACAGUAUAGUGGUUGUCUUUGGGUUUUUGCUCAUUUCUUUGACUUUUCUUUGGAUAUAUUGGUUGAAUAAUUUAACUAAGAGCAAAUAAAAGUUAUAUGAGUUUUUUGUACAAUGUGGGGUCUGUCGUAUAUGCAACUGUUUUUUCUUCCUCCUUCAUAUGUUUACUCUCCCCAUGUUUGUUUUAAUUCUCUGUUACAUGCUUAACCAAACUCUCCACAGGUGUUCCUUUUCUUUCUUUAACAAUUAUCAAACCCAUAUGAUCUGCCUCUGCAAAACACAUACCACCCAUGCCCUUCCAAAGAGGGGCGUGGUCAGACACAACUCAUUUACAUUUAAAGCUACAGACACAGAAAGAGCCUGUUCUGAGCAGGGCUGAAAUAGAGGGGUUUAUAGACAUGAUCAAAUACAGGAUCAGAGUGGAUUCAUAACAAUAAACUUCUAAGACAU
Messenger RNA from Labrus mixtus (cuckoo wrasse), 4580 nucleotides. It is a transcript of the gene il1rapl2, whose product is annotated as interleukin 1 receptor accessory protein-like 2. Gene Ontology annotation, biological process: signal transduction. The coding region runs from base 43 to 2235 and encodes 730 amino acids. The transcript has 18 exons. Lineage: Eukaryota; Metazoa; Chordata; Actinopteri; Labriformes; Labridae. The record is from RefSeq and is a predicted model, not a curated record.